Tilletiaria anomala UBC 951 is the source of this 671-nucleotide messenger RNA. RefSeq lists its product as uncharacterized. The record is from RefSeq and is a predicted model, not a curated record. NCBI's taxonomy places the organism in Eukaryota, Fungi, Basidiomycota, Exobasidiomycetes, Georgefischeriales, Tilletiariaceae. Bases 197 to 616 code for a protein of 139 amino acids. The transcript has a single exon.
AUCUGGAGAGCAGUAGAAUUGCAAGUCGCCUAGAUUGACCUCCAUUAUAAAUACAUAGGCAACGGUUGAAAAUCGACCCGGCUAGCUCUGGAGGCCUCCGAUCAGAUUCUGGUAGUUGGAACCCCCCACCCGGGGCCGCUCGAACUCGAACAGAUAUCUCAUCCUAUACACGUCCCGGGCAUCCAGGAGGACGCUCAUGUCUACCGAGGCUAGCGAUUGCAUCUCACCAGGAUGCUCGAUGCGGCCCCCAGCCCCUAGAAAGGGCGCAGCAACGGCUGAGCGGCCCACGCCGAUGAGGUCGAGAUUCGCUGCGGGUGAAUCUGGUGAGGAAGCUGCAGUGCCAGCGUUUGGCCAAUCGGGGCCGGCAAUGUUGCACAUGAUGGUCACUGCCUCGUUUUGGAUGGCUCUUGUGAUCACUAUAGCAUCUGUGCACAUUCAAAUCACGGGAAAGAGUAGGAUCGUCUGGGUCAAAAGCAAGCGAUAUUUUGUCACGGUGGAUAUGAGCCGUUGUACCCCCUACUCUCACCUGGUAGAGAAGCCUCCCCGUUUCUGUUCCACUUCAAGCUUUUCUCCCCGCCGUCCAUGGCGUACCAGCAAGUUGGCACGAAGAACCUAAAGUGCGGUGCAGCCAGGGGUUUAGAUGGCUCUGGUCUUGUCAGCAAGUCCAUUGC